Molecule: messenger RNA, 588 nt
Organism: Cydia splendana
Lineage: Eukaryota; Metazoa; Arthropoda; Insecta; Lepidoptera; Tortricidae
Gene: NGR-A27
Product: neuropeptides capa receptor-like
Exons: 4
Coding region: 1-588 (195 amino acids)
Biological process (GO): neuropeptide signaling pathway
Cellular component (GO): plasma membrane
Molecular function (GO): neuropeptide receptor activity
Source: RefSeq, a predicted model, not a curated record
AUGUUGGAAUUGGAAUAUCUUUCUGUCUUUGUGCAGCAUUCGGCACAUUACCGCCCGCCGAAAUACCAAGCUUACAAUAAAUACAGUACAAUAACAUUAUUUUGUUUGCUCCUAGGUCUCCCCAACGACUUAUUGGUGUGCUGGCACCAAUACCCCUACUUCUUGGGCAUCGUGUUCUGCAAGUUACGGGCCCUCAUCUCAGAAGCAGCCUCCUACGUAUCGGUGCUGACGAUAGUCGCGUUCUCCCUCGAACGUUACCUGGCUAUCUGUCACCCCCUGCACCUGUACACCAUGGCGGGGCUCCGGCGCGCGCUGCGGAUCGUGGCCGCCAUAUGGGCUCUGGCCAUGGUCGCUGCCGUGCCCGUGGCUACGUACACUAGCAUACACUACCUGGACUAUCCACCAGGUUCUGGUAACCUAUCCAGGGAGUCGGCGUUCUGCGCCAUGCUGACCAUGCCCUCCUGGUACUUGUGUGAGCUGAGCAGUCUACUCUUCUUCAUCCUACCAGCCUUCAUCAUACUAGGCCUGUACGUGCGGAUGGGGCUUCGCAUUAGGUACGUCAUGGGGUACGUCUGUUUAUUAUUUUGA